Molecule: messenger RNA, 1029 nt
Organism: Knipowitschia caucasica
Lineage: Eukaryota; Metazoa; Chordata; Actinopteri; Gobiiformes; Gobiidae
Source: the annotation of a GenBank genome assembly
AUGGACGACCACAAGGAGAACAUUUAUACAGACAACAUCAGGCUGAACAUGUCUGAUGUGCUCAGACACGAUAAAGACCAGUCUUGUCUCAGGAUAUGUGCUGGUGAAGACUCUGUCCCCAACACGUCUACAUCCCCUCCGCCCAAUGGAGACUACAGCCAUCCUGUGUAUAAAGAAAUAGCUAUGGCUAAUGGGCAGAUCAAUCGUAUGUCCAUGGAAGAGCUUAGAAGGAAACUGUCUGAUCUAAAGCUUGACACAAGAGGUGUAAAAGAUGUGAUGAAGAAGAGGUUGAAGAGCCACUACAAGAAGCAGAAACUGCAGUCUGCUGCCGAGGAGGGAGUUCCUAUUGACAAGUACUACGACUAUAUCUGUGUUGUAGACUUUGAAGCAACUUGUGAAAGGGAUAACCCGCCAAGCUUCAAGCACGAAAUUAUUGAGUUCCCAAUGGUUCUUGUUAGCACAGAGACUUUAGAAAUUGUGGACACUUUCCAGGAAUAUGUUAAACCAGAAUUAAAUCCACAACUGUCUGAGUUUUGUAUAAAUCUCACUGGGAUCACACAGAAAAUGGUAGAUGAAGCGGACACUUUUCCAAGGGUCCUUGAGAAAGCCGUAGCAUGGCUUCAAGAACGGGAGCUUGGGACAAAAUACAAAUAUGCCAUUCUGACUGAUGGGGCUUGGGACAUGAGCAAGUUUCUAAACAUCCAGUGCCGCCUGAGUUGUAUCCGAUACCCUCAGUUUGCAAAAAAAUGGAUUAAUAUAAGGAAAUCCUAUGGAAAUUUUUAUAAGGUCCCACGGCCACAGACGAAGCUGAGUACAAUGUUGGAUAAUUUGGGUCUGAAGUAUGAAGGCCGCCCACACUCUGGUUUGGAUGAUUCUAAAAACAUUGCCCGAAUCGCAUUGCGGAUGCUUCAGGACGGAUGUCAGUUGCGGGUCAAUGAGCGCAUACAUGCUGGUCAGUUACACUCAGUGCCCAGUUCUGCCCCAGUGGAAGGAGCCCCUCCGCCACAUAACCCCCGGAGCAGGGACUGA